UGUUUGUAUGUCUCAACUCGGUAUCAAAUUGAAUCCGUGAUGCAUCGUGUUUGGUUUAUCUAAAUGUGUGUGUGAUACGGUGGGAAUUGUGAUAUAUGAUGGAUGUUGAGGGAUUGAGGCGAUCGUGAGUGGACACUGUUGAGUCAUCUCUGCAUUAAAGUGAAAGCUACGGACACAGAGGCAGUUUCAACUCUGAUUGCCACGUUAUUUGUUUGAUUUAUUUGAUACUGUGUUCACUAGUACUUAAUUUUUGGUGGGGUAGCAGAGUUCCAAAUUCAGAUCAUAAAGGAGUUUCGAAUAGAUCCGUUGCAUUUUGGGCAACGAGCUCAAAUGAGCUGAAUUUUCCUCAUUGGCCACAUUCAACUUUUGAAGAUUAUAUUAUGGGAACUGGUGCUAUAUAUUUGGCGGGUUGGAUCUAUUGAAGAAGGAAUCUUCGAGAGUGCUAUUCUUUUUAAUUUCUGGGCUCAAUGAGCAGAGAACAGAACAUGGAGAAGCUGGAAAAGGGAUCGGAUGCUGCUGAGAAGGUAGUUGUUGCUGUGAAGGCGUCUAAGGAAAUCCCCAAGACUGCUUUGGUUUGGGCUUUGACUCAUGUGGUUCAACCAGGGCACUGCAUCACAUUGCUUGUGGUUAUGCCUGGACAAAGUUCAGGUAGAAAAUUAUGGGGUUUUCCAAGAUUUACCGGAGACUGUGCUAGUGGUCACCGGAGGUCAAACACAGGAACAAGUUCAGACCAAAAAAUUGAUAUUACAGAUUCCUGCUCCCAAAUGAUCCUUCAGCUUCAUGAUGUAUAUGAUCCUAAUAAGAUAAAUGUGAAGAUAAAAAUUGUUUCUGGAUCGCCAUGUGGAGCAGUAGCGGCAGAGGCCAAGAAAAUUCAAGCUAGCUGGGUUGUAUUGGACAAAAAGCUCAAACACGAACAAAAGCGAUGUAUGGAAGACUUGCAAUGCAACAUUGUGAUAAUGAAGAAAUUGCAGCCAAAAGUUCUUCGUCUGAAUUUAGUUGGAUCGCCAAAGAAGAGACCUGAAGCCAACUGUCCAUUGCCUCCGACAGAUCAAUCAGUUGAAAAACAAACGAAAAACAAGAACUCUUCUCUGGAUUCGAUUCGAGGACCGGUUGUUACCCCAACAAGUAGUCCCGAGGUAUUUACUGCAACUGAAGCUGGAACCUCAUCGGUCUCAAGUUCUGAUCCGGGAACAUCACCAUUUUUUAUUCCUGUAACUAAUGGCUCCUUAAAGAAGGAGAAAUCUUUAGCCGGAAAGGAGAAUCAGGAUCUCCUCGAGUCGAGUUCAGACUCUGAAAGUGAGAAUCUUUCAUCAUCUUCCUCUAGCUUAAGGUUUCAACCAUGGAUGGUGGAAAUGAUCACUUCAAGCUGUCAAUCGUCUCAAAACAAAGAGGAAAGUUCACAAAGAUAUAGUUCACAAGCUCAAACUUCCACAACUAAUGAUAUGUUCAGGAGGUUAUCUAAGCUUGAUAGAGACUCUGAGCAUGGAAGCCAUAGAAGUGACGUAGAAUUUAGUGGUAAUGUUAGAGAAGCUAUAUCUUUGUCUCGAAAUGUACCUUCUGGCCCACCUCCCUUGUGCUCAAUAUGUCAGCACAAGGCACCCAUAUUUGGAAAGCCUCCAAGGUGGUUCAGUUAUGCUGAGCUGGAGCUUGCUACCGGAGGUUUCUCUCAAGCUAAUUUCUUGGCUGAAGGAGGAUUUGGCUCAGUACACAGAGGGGUUCUUCCAGAUGGUCAGGCAGUGGCUGUUAAGCAACACAAACUAGCAAGUUCUCAAGGGGAUCAAGAAUUUUGCUCGGAAGUUGAAGUACUGAGUUGUGCUCAGCAUCGGAAUGUUGUUAUGUUGAUUGGAUUCUGUAUUGAGGAUGGAAGGAGGCUGCUUGUCUACGAAUAUAUAUGCAAUAGAUCAUUGGACACUCAUCUUUAUGGACGUCAUCGAGAUCCUUUAGAAUGGGCAGCACGCCAAAAAAUUGCAGUCGGAGCUGCCCGAGGACUGCGAUAUCUUCAUGAAGAAUGCAGGGUAGGUUGCAUUGUGCAUCGUGACAUGCGGCCAAACAACAUCCUCAUCACCCAUGAUUUUGAACCUCUGGUAGGGGAUUUUGGCUUAGCACGGUGGCAGCCUGAUGGAGACACCGGAGAAGAAACACGAGUAAUCGGAACAUUCGGAUACUUGGCUCCUGAGUAUGCACAAAGCGGGCAGAUCACCGAGAAAGCCGAUGUAUAUUCUUUCGGAGUCGUAUUGGUGGAGCUUGUUACAGGCCGAAAAGCGGUGGAUCUUAACCGACCCAAAGGCCAACAAUGUCUCACAGAAUGGGCACGGCCAUUGUUGGAAGAAGAUGCGAUUGACGAGUUAAUAGACCCACGGCUAGGGAACUCGUAUUCAGAACCGGAGGUUUAUUGCAUGUUGCAAGCUGCUUCUCUAUGCAUAAAAAGAGAUCCACAGUUACGUCCUCGUAUGUCACAGGUGCUACGGAUACUAGAAGGCGAUAUGAUCAUGGACUCAAGUCACGACGUGGUCAGCCGGAGUGGUAGGUUAUGGACGACAGAUCAUCAACAACACAACGGGAGUCCAACGAGCGAGACGUUUAACCAAGGUUUCAGUGGCAAGCCUUCUCUCGAUUCAACACGACCUUCUUAUUGGCAAAGAGAGAAACCGAGAAGGGCUAAUUCAUGUGAAGACGGAAGGCGCUGAACAACUAUUUUUGUAUGCAAUUAAUGACCGACAUGAUUAGUUAGUGUUUUUUGUAAUUCAUGGAUGAAUGAAGAAAACUGCAGGUCGUAGUCGUAGUGUUGGUUAUAUAUUUUGUUCCACAAAACAAAGGAAUCAAAGGAAGCAACGCUGAUCGAAACCAGUCUUCUAGAAAUACAAGCAGAGAUUGUGUCCAGGAUCGAAGGUCUGAUGACCCAUUCAUCAUUUGUGUAGCAACCAAAUUGUAUGUAAAUUUUUGAGUAAAUUACAUUCUUUUGUUUCAA
This is a messenger RNA of Cynara cardunculus var. scolymus (artichoke), 2968 nucleotides long. Its product is annotated as inactive protein kinase SELMODRAFT_444075-like. The coding region runs from base 468 to 2687 and encodes 739 amino acids. Gene Ontology annotation, biological process: protein phosphorylation. Lineage: Eukaryota; Viridiplantae; Streptophyta; Magnoliopsida; Asterales; Asteraceae. The record is from RefSeq and is a predicted model, not a curated record. The transcript is spliced from 11 exons. Gene Ontology annotation, molecular function: protein kinase activity; ATP binding.